AUGUCAAACCAGAAAGCGGUUGGAAGAGGAAACCUUCCUUCUUCAACACCGACUGCUUCUGUUCCGUACAACAACAACAACAAUACUAGCAACACCUCAUCAUCCUUUGCUGGAAACAUGAUGAACAAUGCAAAUACAAUGCAGCCACAAUCCGAUCGGUACAUUCCAAGUACCAGUAGCAGUAAUCAUCAGUUUCAUUAUAAUAAUAGUAAUAGUAGUAAUUUCCUUUACCAACACAACGUUGCUUCUGCUCCUCCUGCUAAUCUCAUGCAAACAUCUUCCAACUCCUCCUUUUCUUCACUUUCAAGUAAUAGUCAUUUGUAUCCAUCUGUACCCUCUUCAGCGACUGUAAAUAUGAACGCAUCUUCCUCAUUGUAUCCCACGCUUCCAAAACCGCAACCUGCAUCCUCACUGUAUUCGAGAAUACCAACCGAUCAGAAUGUAAUUAAUCAGCAAUUAUAUAACGUUCCUUCUCAAAAACAGUCAAAACAUCCUUCGUCUCUACCAAUUGGGAAUUCUUCUAGUAAUAGCAAUAGUAGCAAUUUUAAUAAUAACUAUAAUAGUUCGAAUCAAAAGAAAAAGAAGAAACAUCAACAACAGGAAUCUUCAGCAAAAAUUAUCUAUGACUCGUCUGCGCAACUGAUUUCAGGAAUUUCAAAUUAUGUGAAAAGUAUUCCAUGGAGUAAUUUGGCAAAGCAAUUCAAUGAAAAUAUUUUGCAGCCUUAUGUUUCUUCGAUCGGAAAUGGAAUUGCUUCGAUCUCAAACAGCGAUAUACACACCACUCCAUCUGCAAAUGGUAUCUUGACUCCUUACUUUUCAAAUUUAGGUGAACUUAUAUCAUGCGAGCUAAUGUUCUUGCCUGUGGUUAUUGAACAGAAAGAAUCCGCAAUGGAAACAACAGAUGAAAGAUUAUUCAUGGUAUUGGCAUUCUCGAAUGGAUUUCAAAUUUUUGAUGUUCAUGAGCCAAAUAAUGUAAGAGAAAUUAUUACAAAAACCUGUGACGAUUGGGUAACCGCCAUCUCAUAUCCUCAAGCUGAUGAAAACACAUUUUCCAAUGCUGUUGUUGAGAAUGAGAAAUUUGAGCAUGCACAGAUCGAACCAACAACACUGGCCACCCAAUUGCACAACAUAUCAGAAGAAAGUAGCUCAGUUCAUGAGGAAAAUGACAACAUUCAAUCUACAGUAGAAAAGUUGGUGAGUUCCAAUGAGGAGGAUACCAAUCAUGAAUCUUCUUCAUUCGAUUUGGACUAUGUAAAAACUGAAAAUCAUUCUAAAAAUGUAAAUAAGAAGCAAUCCUUCGACAUGGAUGAAUGGUAUGAACAACUUGCAAAUAGAUAUGAAAACGAAGAUAAUCACCUUCUCGAAAGUAGAAAUGCAACUCUUCCGCAGACGGAACCUUCCACUUUAUACAACCCCACAACAUUGCCAACCACGUUGCCUCCACCAGAGCUAAUUCUUGAAGAUCAUAAUUUGCCAAUCCCUAUGCCUCACCUUGUCAGUGAGCCUGUGCUUACAUAUCCUCCCGUUCAAGUUCCUCCAUCAAAAGGUCCUGUUAAAAUGGUCAUGCUACUCACCAAGCCCUCUAAAAAGGCCAUCAAAAGAUCUGAAAAAAGAGCAAAACUUUCAAAUAAUAAUGCAUCGUGGCUAAGCUAUUAUCCAAUGGUGUCCCUAGUUGUGGAGUCAGAACCAAAUACUGUUCAUUUUUACUCACUCAAGUACAAUUGCUUCCUAGAUGAUCAUGUCACAAUUACGUGCAGAAAUGAGAAUUCUGAACAACCACCUAUCAUAUUCCAAAUGUUGCCUUCUGAAGAAGCCUUUAUUAUAACAGACUCAUCCGGUCAAAUAUUUUUCUAUGAUCCAUGUACAUUUGAACUUGUUUCGCAAGGUAUUUGCUUUCCUUCAAUUACUUGUCUGCAGCCUGCAAGUAAAAGACAAGCUACAGCGGAGAGUGAGUCAAAGAAAAAGAAGAAGACUCAACAAAGCAACAAAGCCUUUGGACAAUUAUAUGGAGGAGUUAUUGCAGUCCGCAAGAGAUUUGUUGCUUUUGCCAGUAACACAGAAGUGUUGAAUCCUGUCUUGGAUUUCACAACCAAGGUAAAUUCUACCUUUACUGAAAAAUCAUGGGAAGUAGCAAAAAAAGCUGCUACAGGAAUUUACAAACUGGGAGAUUACGGAUUUAAAAAGGCAUCCAAAUACUGGUUCGAAGGUAACAACGGAAAGAAAAAACAUAACUCUGAUGGCUCUGAUUCUGAUAGCAACGAUAGCUCAUCAAAGGAUAGCACAGAUGAGGAUGAGGAAGAAAAUGAGGAUGAGGAAGAAGUUUCACUCAGCACCCUUUGGAGUGGAGAUUUACCUCCAGAAUUGGCUGGAUAUGAGAGAACUGUAGGAACUGUUGAAAUUCGUGACCUUAAAACAAAUAAGGUUUUACUUCACUUUAGAGCUCACAACGAGCCAAUCGCUGCCAUGGCGUUUGAUAGAACAGGUACUCUUCUUUGCACUGCACCAUUGUCAGGAAAGUAUUUGAAUGUCUUCCAAAUUUUGCCUGACAGUGGUGGAGACAUGCUGGCUGGUGAGAAAAACAUCAAACUUCUUUACAGGCUUUAUCGUGGAUUUACAACCGCUCAUAUACAAGAUAUACAUUUCAGCGUGAACAGCAAAUGGGUAGCUGCAUGUUCAGCAAGAGGAACGAUUCAUAUCUAUGCUAUUAAUCCCACAGGUGGACCUGUCGAUCCAAGAUUUCAUUUCAAUGGAGAACAAUAUAUUCAAUCAGGUAGUCCGAGCGAAGGCAUUAUUUUGAACGUUGUUGCAAGAAUUCACGAUCCAACUUCAGGAGCAAGGAAGAACUUAUUGGGAAAAAGCUUUAUUCAUACACGCUCCGUCUUUCAAAUUUACACCCUCUCAGAAUUUAAAAUAUUCAAUAGACUGAGUACAAAUGAUGAUACCUCCGAAAUCUAUUAUGACCAUCAGAAUAUCAAUAACGAGAAUAUUUUAGUGACUUUGAAUAGUGGAAUUUUGAGUUACUAUGUGCUGAAGCCACAAUUAAAGAAAAAAGAAAAGGCCACAGACAAUCUCAGCAAAACUACUAUUGGAACUGCCUCUUCUGGCGUUUCUGUGGUGUCACAUGUAGAUAGAACUCAGAUAUCAGCCGAAGAUUUUGAACUUAAUCUCUCAGUUGAAUUACUAGCACGGUUUGACAUCUUUCUUCCUGACACAGAUUCAAAUGAUUCGCAAGACUCUCCGACCUCCGUGCCAAAUUUCAUACGAAAUCAAUUUAACUCCAAAAGAAAUCAACAACAAAGCAUUUCAUGGGCUUCCUUGUAUGGCAAAUUUUCAGACAAAGUCGAACCAACUCAUGUUUCUAGGUUUGUCGACGAGAAACAAGACACUCUUUCAAAAUGGAUAUCCAACGUGGAGCUCGAAACAUAUGCACAGCCAUUAAAUCCUCUAUGGGCCACAGGACAUUUCAAGUUUCGAACAAUCAAGACAAAUAUACCUAACAGAAUCGAUAACAAAGAAAGUUCUACUUUUGACAUUACUGAAAAUGGAUAUAAUCAAAUUAAUGAUAUCAGUAAGAGUUUAAUGAUCAAAGUGUCCAAUCCAAUUCCAAUCCACAAGUUUGAUAACGAAGCUGAAAUUAACAUUCCAAAGCAAGAGAUUAUUGAUUCCAAAACAAUUUUGAAGGCCAUUUCUACUCCCAUGUCUGCUACUCCUGUUGAAUCAACACAAGCUAAUGUAACCCAAGCAACUGCGAAUGCUAUGACUUUGAAGAAAAGCAACUCUCCAAAGAUUUCACCAAGAAGGUCACCAAAUAUUUCGAAUUUAGAUGAAAGACAUGUUUCUAUUGCAAACGACAUUGAAAGCGAAGAAGAGGUCGAAGAAGUUUCUUCACAGGAAGAGGAGACAGUGGAAAGCCCUCCUAAAAACAAUUCUUUUCCAACAUCGAGCAUAUUUGGAUUGAGCAACAUUGUUCCACCAAGUCAAGCUACAACACAACCCCUCCGUAGUAAUAAGGAUUUGAGAGAAGACAAUUUAUUAUACUUCUCUCAUAUGGAUAACUAUUUUGAUAAUGCCAAAAACAAAACGCCUCCAACUGUUCCUCAAAGCUCGGGCACAACACGUGGCAACAACAACGAGAAUCAACCACUGACCGAGAACUUUAGUCUUUCAUCCUCCAUUCAUCAAGAUUAUUUUCACGAUGAAGAGGAACCUAAACGAAAAAGUUCUGAACUCGAGCUUCGAAAACAAUUUCUCCAAAAUAUUAAUCUGAGGGAAUCUAUCAAUGUGAACCACCUUCAAGACUCUGAAGAAGAGGAAGAAGAAGUGGAUGAUUACUUUCGUCAAAUGUAA
This is a messenger RNA of Naegleria fowleri, 4347 nucleotides long. RefSeq lists its product as uncharacterized. Gene Ontology annotation, biological process: autophagy; response to starvation. Bases 1 to 4347 code for a protein of 1448 amino acids. Gene Ontology annotation, cellular component: cytoplasm. The record is from RefSeq and is a predicted model, not a curated record. Gene Ontology annotation, molecular function: protein binding. The transcript has a single exon. Lineage: Eukaryota; Heterolobosea; Eutetramitea; Acrasida; Naegleriidae.